Messenger RNA from Salvia splendens (bonfire salvia), 1698 nucleotides. Its product is annotated as B3 domain-containing protein Os01g0234100. Gene Ontology annotation, molecular function: DNA binding. The transcript has 8 exons. NCBI's taxonomy places the organism in Eukaryota, Viridiplantae, Streptophyta, Magnoliopsida, Lamiales, Lamiaceae. The coding region runs from base 156 to 1532 and encodes 458 amino acids. The record is from RefSeq and is a predicted model, not a curated record.
UCUGUCUCUCGCAUUAUCCCAGAAAUGUUGGUCUGACACAUUGUCAAAAUCCCACUACUCAAACUAGCAACUUAUUUUGAAAUCAACGGCACGAUGAUCAGCAACUCUGUAUAAUCUAUCGAUUUUUCAAAACACAAAAAGAAGCAAAAGCAACUAUGGCCGUCUCUCCCGUCCAUGAUUCUACUGGAACUAUUAUUUGCAAGAAGCUUAAGCGGAAAAUUGCUACACCGGAGGAGUCCAAGGCUAAGCACAGGAAUGCUAUAUGGGAGACCAAGAGAAGGCUGGUGGAGCAGAGGCUUAUGAACCUUGACCAUGCACACCAAACUCAGGAAGAGUCCAUUCCUGUGGAAACGGCUAUUAUAGUUCAUAGACCCAAAGAGAGUCCUACUGAUGUUAACACAAAUGUUGGUGUCUCGAGCUCCCCAAUGGAACGAGCUCAAGAGGUUCAAGCGAAUCUGUCACCGAAAUUCCCUAGUUUUAUAAAGCUAAUGCUCAAAUCUCAUGUAUCUGGUGGAUUCUGGUUGGGCCUACCAAAGAACUUUUGUGUUGCACAUCUACCGAAACAUGAUGAGAUAGUAGUUUUGGUAGGUGAAAACGAAUAUGAAUACACUACAAGGUACUUGGUGGAGAAAACUGGUCUAAGCGGUGGAUGGAGAACCUUCUCGAUUGCACAUAAGUUGCUUGCAGGAGAUGUUUUAGUUUAUCAACUGAUUGAGCCGCGCAAGUUAAAGGUACAUAUAUUGAGAGAAAGAAGCUUUACAGAAAAUGUUGAAGUAGGAAGCCUUCCAAAUCUAAGUUUGAAUACAGAGCCAAUCAAAAAAGUGAAACUGGAAGAAGAAGUGUUGAUUACCAAAACAGCAAGAAAAUGUCUGAAGCUCAUUUCUGCUGAAAAUGGUAAUAAAAUCAAUGAUAUUAAUCCUAAUGAGGCUGCAUCCGUAGACGGCAAUGAUUAUUCUAGUACAGAAAGCAUGAAUGCAAUCAGAUUCUCAGAAUCUGUUGUUAGUUUCAAAGACGUGAAGUGCUUCAAAGAUUUCAGCAUCCACGUUGAUGGCCUCAUGAUUGACGCGGAGAUACCUUUACAUCUCAGAACUAAGUAUUAUGAGAUCUGUCGCAGCCAAAACAAUUUUCUUCAUGAGAAUCUUAUGAAGGGGUUCAACACGAAACUAGCUGCUGGUAUGAUAUCCGAGACAAUCAACAUAGCCGGUGCCAUCAGAGCAGCCACAGAUGCUGCCACUGACCACUUACAUAACUGGGAUACGACUCUGAAAGCUUUUGAGGAUUUAGGCAUGGAGGUGGGAUUCCUUCGUGCCCGUAUAGGCAAUUUGCUUUCUAUUUAUCGCGAAGCCCAAGCUACGAUUAAGCUGAAGAGGCAGGAAAGAGCUGAAGCCAAGGAAGAAACUCGGCGCCUCAACAUAAAGCUCUUGGAUGUCAAGGUGCGGAUACAGAAUCUUGAUGCUGAGAUCGAUGGUCUUGUAAAGAAAAACGAAGAGCAGAGCUAUAUUUUUAGAGAGGUUGCUGCUGCUCCAUGGUGAAAAAGGCCCUCUUCUCUUAUCCCGUAGUGUUCAUGUUUUGCUAAUCUCGUUAUGAGAAUCUUUAGUCCCGUUUUGUGUUUCAGUCUCGCGUUUUAGUUUUAGUGACUGUUGAACAAUUCUACAUGGUGAUGUUGAAAUAUGAAAUAUAUAAAUAUUGGAAUAGUAA